UGUCUGUCACAUGUAGCAUAAUGGAUGUUAUUAGUUAACGUUGGUUAAUUUGCAGCACAGGCAGGCCCUCUGCGGACAUUUAUCAGCGUAAUAUUUCAUGAGCAGUGACUUCAGGACUGUUUCAGACUUUGGAUGGAGUCAGCACCCAAGUUUUCAUCGUUUUGUACAGUCACAGCAAGGGACCUCAGGGUUCGGGAUUCAGGCCGUACUGCACAUCAGCGAGAGAAGAAUGGUCAAGUAUUUCUGUAAUAACAUAGACAUCAGGAGCACGUGGGACCAUGUUGUCUCUGCUUUCUGGCAGAGGUACCCUAACCCAUUCAGCACCCAUGUUCUCACAGAGGACGUUGUGUACCGGGAGGUGACAGCGGACCACCAUCUUGUCUCCAGACGCCUCCUGACGAAGACCAAUCGGCUGCCUCGCUGGGCAGAGCGGUUCUUCCCCACCGGCAUGUCUCGGUCUGUGUACAUCAUCGAGGACUCCGUCGUUGACCCUGUCAACAGAAGCCUGACCACCUACACCUGGAACCUUAACCACACAACUCUCAUGUCCGUUGAAGAGCGUUGUGUUUUCCAAGACUCAGCGGAGCAGCCAGCCAACACGCAGCUGAAACGGGAGGCAUGGAUAUCCUCAAGUGUUUAUGGCUUCUCCAGACCUAUUCAGGAGUUUGGAUUGGCCCGCUUAAAGAGCAACCAGGUGAAGGCCAUGAAAGGGCUGGAAUACGCACUCUCCAACUUACAGGGAGAGACGCCCCAGUGGCUGCUCAGGUACACGGUGAAGGAUGCAUCAGGGAAGGCCAAAGAAGCAGCCAAGAACCUGGCUUCAGCUGCUGCUGCCCCACAGAAACCCCAGCAGUACAUCUGACGGGACCGUGUGUGAAGCACUGUUCAGGUGACAUGAACUCAACACAAUGCCUUUCGAGCAUCUUGAUCAUAUCAGCUAGACUGAGUUUUUGCUGGGAUCUCACCGAUCGCUGUUUUUUUUUUUUCUCUGCACUGGUUUUUUUCUAUCGUAUGAACCAACCUCUGUUGGAUUAGCUCCGUUCUCUACAGUUACACUGACUUUUCUUUCUUCCUCUCUGCUCUCAUCUGUCUGUCUUCUCUGUUUCCCCCCCUCAGCUUUCAGUAAAUCUCAGGUCUUGUCAGGUCUUGAGCCUUUGUAUGAAACCCACUGCCUUUGGGUAAACUCUCAGACCAGCAGCUCCUUUUAAUGCUGUAACUGCUUCAGUGUAAAUGCAAAGUUUGGCCAAUGUGUCCAGGCCAUUUACUUCAUACUUUUCUGUACUCUACUGUAGAAGACUAUUGAAUAAUUAUAUACUGAUAAUCAGUAAUGUAUACUUUCCUUUUUAUUGUGCAGUUCCUGCACGAUGUUAAAAUUCUUCAUACAGUUUGACACUUUGGGAUUUCACCAGUUUAUCAAUUACUUAUCAGCAAUUCAAUUAACUUAUUAUUAUGCUUUAGGUGUUGGUCCAGCCUAAAGUUCACAUUAGACCAAAUCCUAAUGCUCUGACUGCGUAGUUUUAAUUUUGCUUAAGCAAGAAAGAACUACAACUUUAAUUUAAUGAUUUUGUGUGCACAUAGGGGUUAUUUAAACAGUUAACCUUUUUGUAUAAAGGUUCCUUUCCUUAUGACAUUUGACAUUUUCUAGGUUUGCGACCGCAGUAAAUGUCUCACUUUCGAACACAGCCCUCUGUAUGUGUCACUACAGUAAGCACACAAUGCGUUCUCUAAUAUUGUGCACAUAAAUAGAAAGUUUAGUGUAAAUGCUACUCGUUAGUAAUUCCCAGCACAGCUUGUACCAGAGCGGUGACUGUCACAAGAUACCAAAGUGACUUAUAUCAAAAAGGACAGAAUGAGUGGUUUUUUUCAUCUUCAUGCACAGAUUCAUUAUGCAAUGUGAUUAGCCUUUAACUGUGUGACUGUGUGACUGAGGUGUAUUAGUUAGAAUAGAUCAUUUCAAUCUUGACAUGAAGCUGAACUAGUGAUGAAGAUGAUGGUAGGCAUCAUAUACUUUUCAAUGACUGCAUUCCCUUUUGGAUGGAAUUGACUGGAUUUUUCUGCUGCAAGACUUGAAUUAUGGCUCAGAUAUAAUUCAUGGGAUGUAUUUUGAAAUGUCAUCUGGCAUUGAGCAUUUCUAGUAUUGGGUUCACGCAGAUAUAUUUCAAACAGGUAGCAACAUGUCCAAAAAUAUGUAAAAACAGAAUCCAUUGGACUUUCAGUUGACGAUAUUUUGCAACACAUCCAAAAACAUUUUCAAUCAGAUUUUGCAUUUAUAAGUCCAGUGUUUGUUGUCUUGUAUUUUCUCUC
This is a messenger RNA of Xiphias gladius (swordfish), 2304 nucleotides long. Its product is annotated as PRELI domain-containing protein 1, mitochondrial-like. Bases 98 to 862 code for a protein of 254 amino acids. Gene Ontology annotation, cellular component: mitochondrial intermembrane space. The record is from RefSeq and is a predicted model, not a curated record. Gene Ontology annotation, biological process: phospholipid transport. NCBI's taxonomy places the organism in Eukaryota, Metazoa, Chordata, Actinopteri, Istiophoriformes, Xiphiidae. The transcript has 6 exons. Gene Ontology annotation, molecular function: phosphatidic acid transfer activity.